Messenger RNA from Emys orbicularis (European pond turtle), 939 nucleotides. RefSeq names its product olfactory receptor 51E2-like. The transcript has a single exon. The record is from RefSeq and is a predicted model, not a curated record. Gene Ontology annotation, molecular function: G protein-coupled receptor activity; olfactory receptor activity. Lineage: Eukaryota; Metazoa; Chordata; Testudines; Emydidae. Bases 1 to 939 code for a protein of 312 amino acids. Gene Ontology annotation, biological process: G protein-coupled receptor signaling pathway. Gene Ontology annotation, cellular component: plasma membrane.
AUGCCCUCUCCCAACAACACCGACCUCAGCCCUUCCUCCUUCGUCUUGGCCGGCAUGCCCGGGCUGGAAGCUGCCCGUUUCUGGCUGGCGUUCCCUCUGUGCUCCAUGUACCUCGUGGCCAUUGCAGGCAACGGCGCGGUGGUGUUCAUUGUAAAGACGGAGCUGAGCCUCCAUGCCCCCAUGUACAUCUUCCUCUGUAUGCUGGCCUCCAUCGACCUGGCGCUGUCCACCUGCACCGUGCCCAGAAUGCUCUCCCUCCUGUGGUUUGACUGGAGGGAAAUCAGCUUCGGCGCCUGCCUGCUCCAGAUGUUCCUCAUCCACUCCCUGUCCGCUGUCGAGUCCACCGUCCUGCUGGCCAUGGCCUGGGAUCGGUUCAUGGCCAUAUGCCACCCUCUGCAGCACGCGACCAUCCUCACCAAUCCGGUGAUGGCGAAGAUAGGCCUGGCUGCUGUGGCUAGGGGCGUGCUGUUCUUCCUCCCUUUGCCCUUGCUCAUUCUUCGCCUAUCGUUCUGCGGCUCCAACGUCCUGUCGCACUCCUAUUGUUUGCACCAGGACGUUAUGAACCUGGCCUGCACCAGCACCACAGUCAAUGUCGUCUAUGGCUUGACUGCUAUCCUCUUGGUGAUGGGGCUCGACGCGCUACUGAUUGCCUUGUCCUACUUCAUGAUCAUCAAGGCUGUCUUGCAGCUGUCCUCGAGGAAGGAGCGUGUCAAGGCUUUCAGCACCUGCGUGGCCCACCUCUGUGUGGUCCUGGCCUUCUACGUGCCACUGAUUGGACUGUCCGUGGUGCACAGGUUUGGGAAAGGCCUCGCUCCGCUGGUUCAGGUUGUCAUGGGGGACGUCUACCUCCUGGUGCCGCCCCUGCUGAAUCCCAUUGUCUACGGGGCGAGGACCAAACAGAUACGCAGACAGAUCCUGAGGUGGAUUCUCCAUCACUGA